Leptinotarsa decemlineata (Colorado potato beetle) is the source of this 2337-nucleotide messenger RNA. RefSeq names its product Cyclin K (gene CycK). Gene Ontology annotation, molecular function: cyclin-dependent protein serine/threonine kinase regulator activity. Lineage: Eukaryota; Metazoa; Arthropoda; Insecta; Coleoptera; Chrysomelidae. The record is from RefSeq and is a predicted model, not a curated record. Gene Ontology annotation, biological process: regulation of transcription by RNA polymerase II.
ACAACUCGGGACAGUUCAAGACAGUUCAGGAUCAUUUCGCAGUCGAAACCAGAACAGAGGAUUCAUCAGUCCGAAAUUAUCCUCAAUAAACCAGAACGGUCUAUAUCAACUGCGCAUGAUCCUUACGUCCUAGAACCAGAAUUUCGUUGAACCAGAACAAACCUGUACAGUCACAGUAGAAGGGUUGAUUACUGUCUCAGAACGAACAAACCUUCAGUCAGUUCAAAGAAAGCUCUCCUGUGUCAAGCUCAAGCUUAGAGUUUUAUUACUCUGGGGUGUCAUUUGGUGUCGAGGAACUGUGCCAGUAUUCUAUCAUCUGUUGGUAGUGACCCCAGCUAUAAUGCCCGGCUGGUAUUAUGAUAAAAAGGAAUUGAGAAAUUCUCCCUCUGCCCAAGAUGGAAUUGACUACAAGACUGAAAUGCGAUAUCGCAAAGAAGGAGCUAGGUUAAUUAUUGAUACUGGAACCAAAAUGGACUUGGGGUAUAACACCAUGGCAACUGGAGUAGUUUAUUAUCACAGAUUCUACAUGUUUCAUUCUUUUAAGCAGUUUCCAAGAUAUGUGACUGCCUGUUGCUGCCUUUUCUUGGCUGGAAAAGUUGAGGAAACUCCAAAAAAAUGUAAAGACAUUAUAAGAAUUGCAAGAGGUUCUUUGACAGAUCAGAAAUUUGCCACCUUUGGAGAAGAUCCAAAGGAAGAGGUUAUGACACUGGAACGAAUACUUCUUCAAACCAUCAAGUUCGACUUACAGGUAGAGCAUCCCUAUCAGUAUUUGUUGAAAUAUGCGAAAUGUCUCAAAGGAGAUAAACAGAAAUUGCAAAAAAUGGUGCAGAUGGCUUGGACAUUUGUUAAUGACAGUCUAUGCACUACACUCGCACUUCAGUGGGAACCUGAAAUAAUAGCUGUUGCAUUGAUGUAUUUGGCUGGAAAACUCAGUAAAUUUGAGGUAGUUGAUUGGAUAGGCAGGUCUCCGAAACACUGUAGAUGGUGGGACAUGUUUGUUGAAGAUGUCACAAUGGAUUUAUUGGAAGAUAUUUGUCAUCAGGUACUGGACCUUUAUUCGCAGGUAGAUUCAUCCAAUCCACCUGAUAGCCCUCCCCUACACCCCAACAAAAUGCCACAGCAACAGUUUACAGCAUCAACGAGAACUUCAAAUGGACAAGAGAAAUCAGUAUCACCUGACCAACCACCUCCAGUCAUCACCAAACUUCCGCCUCCCUCUGAUAUUCCACAGUUUCCCUACCAAACAUUUACAGGGGCCCCACCAGUUAGUGCCUAUGCUGCUGCCUUUCCGUCAUCUCUAAGCGCCCCUCCAGGACCAACCACCCACUUGUCAGCUCCCCCACCACAUAUGGGCCCACCACCACCAUCUGUGUUUCCAUACAUUGCGCAUCCACCUCCAUUUACAGCUGUUGUCAGUAGUGGAGGCCCACCAUUUUUCGCUACCAAUGCGCCACCUCCAAAUCAACCUCCACAUAGACCAUUUUAUCCGCCACCCAGUUAGUUUUGAAAUUUAAAUUAGGACAAUUUUUUAAUAUCCACUAUAAUUCCAAAAUAAUCGGGACUAAAUUCUCAGAAAUGACUGACAUUUUUGCCUUAAUCUGUAUCUUGCAGUGGCGUACGGAAGGAAAAUUAACUUCAAGUGUAGUAGUAUUUAACAACUAUUUUCACAAAUCAUAAUUGAACUAUAUUAAUUAGAGAAAAAUAAUAUACAGUGUGUCUACGGAUGGAGUUGCAUACUUGUAAAAAAAUUGCAUCUUUUGGAAAUAUGAUUGACAUUAAAAAAUCUGAGAUCGGAUGUACAGGGUGUCGAGGUCUAAAAAUAACGAUAUGGUGUUGGGAAAAAACUCCAGUAAUAUUCUAUUGAAACUCCUUCAAUGAAAGCUUGUCGACAACUUUUUGUUUCUAAAUCUUGUCAUACCUUUGAGACAGUAUGGCUUUGAUUCAACCAAGUCUCAUCUAAAUAAUAAAUGUUUCUACCUUCAAGAGGAUACUCUCGGAAUUUUUUCAACUAAUUUCUCCGCCAAAAAACAAUUUCUUCUUUUUCUAUAAGAGCACUAUUCCUACCUCUUUUUAUAAAUUUAACUUUAUGUUUUCCUGUCAACCAGCGAUAGCUGGUCAUCGCAACUUAUUUUGGCGGCGACUUUUUUUAAGGUUGAGAACAAAAUGGAAUUUCCUAUGAAUAGCAUAUUUGGUGCAAUCAUCAAGCUGAUUUUUUUUUUCUUAUAGUUUUGAUGUCUUUAGAUACAUUAUCUUAUUUACCUUCAUUUUCUUUAAAGGUUUUAAGAAUUCUCGUCGACACUUCAGAUAAAUCACUACACAGAUUAACUACGUCGUUAU